UGAAUGCGGACUUGCGUCACUGCGUCAUCGCGUCACGCGUCACAGUUACGUUUUCAAAAUGGCGGCGCUCGUGUCCUUGUUAUUAAGACCCAGAACGGGUUUUCUCGUGUCAUGUCAGACACCAGCGGUUCUCUCAAGCAGACCUGCAUCUAAAAAGUCUGGAGGCAGCAGCAAGAACCUGGGAGGGAAAAGUCCGGGUCACAGAUACGGCUUCAAGAAACAAGACGGAGACUUUGUUCAUGCAGGUAACAUCCUCGCCACACAGAGGCUCAUGCGCUGGCAUCCCGGAGCUCAUGUGGGCAUGGGGACGAACAACACGCUGUACGCUCUGGAGGAUGGUAUGGUCCGGUUCACUAAAGAAGUGUACAUUCCUCCACCUCGUAGCGCUGAAGCCAGGGAAGUGAUCCCCAAACUGCCCAGAGGAGCCGUGCUCUACAAGUCCUUCAUCAACGUCGUCCCCACCAAGCAGGAGAACAACUUCAAACUAGUGGACAUGGUCUGAGAAACGGUUAUAACCAGCGUCCAGAUUCCCUGAACUGAGAAAUGUGUGGGAGUCAGACAUGGAGCUCGUCUGUGAUAUUACCAUUGAAGAGGAAACAGCUUUUUUUUUUUUUUUUUUACACUAAGUUAUGUGAAUAAAUAUCAUAGUCAAACUAAAUCAUUUUUUACUAACCUACUUGAUUUAUGAUUUAUAAACAUAUUUCCAUGUAGAGUUCCGCUCAUAAGUUUGCACGCCCCACCAGACAGGAAACAGGAACAGGAAAAUAAUCCACCUCCAUCAGUAUUAAACCCUACAUUCUAAAGUGUAAUAUUUCGUUGAGAUAAAAUGUUCAUAUCGUUCUCCUGCUCCUGAGUGUGUGUAAAUUUACACCUAAGGAAGACUAACUAACUAGCUUGACUUCAAUGACUUCAAGUCAUAUCAUUAGCAUGGAUUACUGCACUGUUAUAUCUGACAUUUCCUGUCUAGUUUAAAUAGCUUUUUUUUUUUUUUUUUUUUUAACGUCUACGGCGUUCAGCAGACGCCAUUAUCCAGUGUGACUUAUAGAAGAGCUUUGGAGUCUCUAUCAGAAACACAAGCUAGAAACACUCAUCGUCACGCUAGUUGACUGGGUCAGGGACGAAGAGUACCAUCGAGAACAUUUUGUGAAAACAUAAGUUUUUUUAUUACUGGCUUUAAUUAAAGAAUAUAAAAAAUAAAGAAAGCGAGCUGACACAAACCCAUAAAUUAAGACAAAACGAGUCAUUUACUUAUGACAAAAGAAAAUGCGGCGUAUAAAUGGAGGAUGCGCCGGUCUGCCUGCACAUAGCCGUAAACAAACGCCUCAAGUAACAGAGGAUUUAGCUCUGGCUUAUAAUAAUCAAUAUUAUUAUUUUUUAUAAUAAUAGUAAUAAUAAUAAUAAUAUUGUUAUUGUGUUGCUGAAUAUUUUUAUUGGCAAAGAAGUGAGUCACAAUGAAUUCACACUUUUGUUUUUCAGCCUUUACCCUGAUCAUUCAUUUCAUGCUCCCAGCCGGCUAUGCACUUACCUUUUAUGGAGUUUUGUGGGCGUCACUAAAUGCAAAUGCGCAUGUGUCAGGAAUGCACUUUGCACUUUACAGGUGAUCAACAUACACACAAGUACUAAGAAACUCAGCCUUUUCUGAAACCUUUGUAAAUCCAGCUGAGAAUGUUUAUUCGGUUUGGCUUACGCAAACAUUUACACAGAACUUACCAAAAGAUUGAUAAAUGACGCCCACUGUUACUAAAUCAGCUGGGACAAUUUGUUUGUAUUAAUUUUUUUCCACACAAUCAGCUUGAGUAUUAAGGUAAAUCCACUAUUCCUUUUACAGAGUCAUAUUUAAGGUGUUCCAAAGUGUGUUCAGCAACUUUCAGAGUUUGAUGACGUAAGGGGGAAAUUGGAUAAAUAAGGAAGUAAACUCUUGGGGCUGUGCAGUUAUAGUAAAAUAAUCAAUGAUGUGGUGAUGUGAUGAAGUGGACUUACGACUACAAAGCUGAUUCGUUUCUAAUAACAGCACAUGCUGUUUUAUUUGUCUUUUAUUUCUCUUAUACCACAGCAAUUUUUUAAUGAUUACUUUUCUUAUGGUUAAAUUUACAGUAUGGGAAGUGGCUGCUUUCGGAAAGCUCUGUUACUGGUAUUUUGGUCACAGCAUUGCUUCCAAACUUUUCAGAAAAGAUUAUUUUUACAUCCCAGACAAUCAGGUUGAAAGAUGGGAAGCGGAAAAAAAGGAACAUAAGCACAGAGUGCUGAGUGCUGUUAAUCUAGAUAGUGAGUGAAUAUAAGAAAUAUUUCAUUGGCAAUAUUCCAAAGUUUCUUUAACUAAAGAUAACGUGUGUAUUUUUGGGAUGUUCAGCAGUAUGUAAUGUGACGUCUCACUGUAACUGUCACACAAGCAGCUCAAAUUCUCAUGAACUUCUGCCUCCAAAGCUACAGAGAAAUUUUAUCUAAUCUAGUUAGCUGAUACUAGCUUGGAUUUGUAAGAGUGUUCAGUUACAUUUUCUGAAAAUGUGAAAAUUAUUGAAGUGCCACAGCAGCCUAAUUCAGCUUUCUCAGAUGACAGAGGAAAAGCUCUUUAGACUUGGAAACAAUUUGCUCUGCCUUGUAGGCAGUUUUGUCAUGUUUGCACUCCAUUGCGUCACUGCUAUUGACUCUGUCCUGCUUUGGCUGAAGAUAAAUAGCAUGAGGAGGUGGAGGAGGAGGAGGCUGUGAUUGUGCCUCAUCGCCAUGGAGAUUUAUUUCUCCGCUGCUGGCUUCACUGGUAUUUUCUCUUUUCCCCCUAAAAGCACUUUACACCCACGUUUGUUGUAAUGAGAGUCUUGGACAUGUGCAAAGCCUCUCUCAUGGUAUAAAACUGCAACUAGGAAAAAAAAAAAAAAAACAA
Pangasianodon hypophthalmus (striped catfish) is the source of this 2878-nucleotide messenger RNA. It is a transcript of the gene mrpl27, whose product is annotated as mitochondrial ribosomal protein L27. NCBI's taxonomy places the organism in Eukaryota, Metazoa, Chordata, Actinopteri, Siluriformes, Pangasiidae. Gene Ontology annotation, molecular function: structural constituent of ribosome. Bases 59 to 502 code for a protein of 147 amino acids. The record is from RefSeq and is a predicted model, not a curated record. The transcript has 4 exons. Gene Ontology annotation, biological process: translation. Gene Ontology annotation, cellular component: mitochondrial large ribosomal subunit; ribosome.